Molecule: messenger RNA, 354 nt
Organism: Actinia tenebrosa (Australian red waratah sea anemone)
Lineage: Eukaryota; Metazoa; Cnidaria; Anthozoa; Actiniaria; Actiniidae
Source: RefSeq, a predicted model, not a curated record
GGGAUUCUCGGAAUUUUGUCUAAAUGUCGAUCAUGACACUUCCGGUUAUAUCAAGAAUCGGGAAGGUUUUGCUUCGUUAGCACUGUCUACACCAUUAAAAAUCCUUGCCGUUGAAAAAUAAUGUUAUUUUGAAGCUGAUCAUGGMGGGGGAUGGUGUUUCUAAUAUCACUGAUGGACCAGACAUUGAUGAAGAUAGGGUUUAUCGUACGGUUCUCGUCAAAUCGUUGCCUCCAUCGACAAACAAAAGAAAUCUAAUGAUUCACUUUCAAUCUCGUAAAAAUGGCGGAGGAGAUAUUGAAGACUUAAAGCUUCUUGAUAAUGGUUCUGCAGUCAUAACCUUCGAAGAAGAGAAAG